Molecule: messenger RNA, 1127 nt
Organism: Mycena citricolor
Lineage: Eukaryota; Fungi; Basidiomycota; Agaricomycetes; Agaricales; Mycenaceae
Source: the annotation of a GenBank genome assembly
GCUUUCAUUUCUCUUUCCUUACCACCAUGUUCUCCCGCUCUGCUCUCCGCACCCUUUCCGCGCCGUCGUCGCGUCUCUUCUCCUCGUCAGCGGCUCGCCUGACCAAGGUUGCUGUCCUCGGUGCUGGAGGAGGAAUUGGCCAGCCUCUCUCCCUGCUGCUGAAGAGCGAUCCUCUCGUGUCGUCGCUGAGCCUUUACGAUAUCCGCGGCGCCCCGGGUGUUGCUGCCGAUGUCAGCCACGUUGACACCGCGAGCGAGGUCACUGGAUACGCUGCCGACCAGCUCGACGCGGCUUUGGAGGGUGCCAAGGUUGUUGUCAUCCCCGCUGGUGUUCCGAGAAAGCCGGGUAUGACGCGUGAUGAUCUCUUCAACACUAACGCUUCCAUCGUCCGUGACUUGGCGACUGCCAUCGGCCGUGUCGCUCCCGAGGCCUGCGUUCUCAUCAUCUCCAACCCCGUCAACUCCACCGUCCCCAUCGUCGCCGAGACCCUGAAGAAGGCCGGUGUCUUCGACCCCAAACGCCUCUUCGGUGUCACGACACUCGAUGUCGUCCGUGCCGCGCGUUUCCUCGGAGGCAUCACCGGCGCGGACCCCGUCGAGUCGCGUGUGACCGUCAUUGGAGGCCACAGCGGACCGACGAUCGUCCCCCUGCUCUCGCAGUCCAGCCACGGCAAGGGCGUCGCGGGCGAGGCCUACGAGAAGAUUGUGCACCGCAUCCAGUUCGGUGGUGAUGAGGUUGUCAAGGCCAAGGACGGUGCCGGAAGCGCUACCCUCUCCAUGGCUUACGCGGGCGCCAAGUUCGCCAACGCUGUGCUGCGUGGCUUGAACGGCGAGAAGGGUGUGAUCACACCCACUUUCGUGAAGAGCCCUCUCUUUGCUGACAAGGGCAUCGAGUACUUCUCGUCCAACGUUGAGCUUGGUGUCAACGGUGUGGAGCAGAUCUUCCCCAUUGGCGAGCUGUCGGCCGAGGAGGAGAAGCUGCUCGAGGCAUGCCUGCCUGAGCUGAAGAAGAACAUCGAAAAGGGCAAGGCGUUCGUCGCCUAAACUACGUCGUCACACGAUUACCAGUGCCCAUUUGUGCUAGCUAGAUAGACGACCCCCAUGAUUCCAUGUCGUUUUGCGCAUAGA